Danio rerio (zebrafish) is the source of this 1684-nucleotide messenger RNA. It is a transcript of the gene mmaa, whose product is annotated as metabolism of cobalamin associated A. The record is from RefSeq and is marked provisional. NCBI's taxonomy places the organism in Eukaryota, Metazoa, Chordata, Actinopteri, Cypriniformes, Danionidae. Gene Ontology annotation, molecular function: GTP binding; GTPase activity.
UUUAAAAAAAAUUGUCAUCCGCUUACACGACCUCAGCAGCAGCGCUGGUGUCACAGCUGACAUGGAGAAACCACAUGAGAUACAUGACUAAAGAUUUCUCAAAUUCAGCAAUAUCGCUAAAUGAAGAUAGAACCUGGAGUGUAGAUGGAAUUAAGGUUAAGAUAUGGUGUCAGAAAAGUUGAAGUUCUGCUAAGAACAGAAAAAAAGAAAGAUGGGUCCAUCUAGAGUUUUUUCAAUUCUUCACCAUGUUGCUGCUUUUUCUCCUAUACACAGUACAACGGCAUUAAGACAUUCCCUUUGUAAGCCUUCUGUAAAUCUGCGCUAUGCCUCCCUCUGCACCCUCCAACAGACCAGAUCUCUUUCAACAGAGACCGCCAUAAGCCAUCACAUUUCAGACCUGACUGACAGGGAGAAAAGACUACUAACUAAACUUUAUGAUGGACUUAUUGGGGGUCGAAGGGCAGCUCUUGCUGAAUGUAUAACCCUUGUAGAGACCCAGCAUCCGAGGAAGAAAGAGUUAGCCCAGGUUCUGCUUCAAAGAGUGCUGGCCUUCCGUCAGGAGCAGGAGAGACGCAGCGGUGGAAAGCCAGUGGCCUUCAGAGUUGGACUGUCUGGUCCUCCUGGUGCUGGAAAGUCUUCAUUUAUUGAAGUCAUCGGGAAGAUGCUGACAGGAAAAGGACACAAAGUGUCAGUACUUGCUGUGGAUCCAUCUUCUUGUACAACUGGAGGUUCACUGAUGGGGGACAAAACACGGAUGACGGAGCUCUCCAGAGACAUGAACGCUUACAUCCGACCUUCUCCCACAUCAGGAACCCUUGGCGGUGUGACGAGAACCACCAACGAAGCCAUCGUUCUUUGUGAGGGUGCAGGCUAUGACAUUGUUUUAGUGGAAACAGUAGGUGUUGGUCAGUCUGAGUUUGCUGUGGCUGACAUGGUGGAUAUGUUCGUUCUUCUAAUUCCACCAGCAGGGGGCGAUGAACUACAGGGAAUCAAAAGAGGAAUUAUUGAGAUGGCUGACUUGGUGGUGGUUACAAAAUCAGAUGGCGAAUUGGUUGUUCCAGCAAGGAAGAUACAAGCAGAAUACACCAGUGCUCUGAAGCUGCUUCGAAAGAAGUCCAAAGUCUGGAAACCAAAGGUGGUGCGCAUAUCCUCUCAGACGGGGCAGGGUGUGCCGGAGCUUUGGGAAACCAUGCUGCACUUCCGGGAGGAGAUGCUGAGCAGCGGGGAGCUCCAAGUCCGACGGCAGACUCAGCAGAAGGUGUGGAUGUGGAGUCUGAUCCAGGAGAACGCUCUCCGCCACUUCCAACAGCAUCCAGCGGUGCGUGCAGAGCUCCCAGAGCUGGAGAGCAGAGUCACGUGUGGAGAAAUCUCACCUGGACUCGCUGCUGACCUGCUGCUCAAAGUUUUCACAGACACACAGUGAUGGAGGGGCUGCUUUAUGGGGGAAAAACUGGUUGUUUUAGGGAUUACUUGAAUGGAAAAAUCAUUGCAAGAUUGAAUCUUACAUAUGUUGCUUCACUUGAUUUUAAAGGAUUUUAAUUACUGGUGACUUUUGAUGAUUAUGUUCUAAUAUUGUCUUAGUGUUAUCUUGUCCUGUAGAUGAGAUUAAAUGACUAAUGUGUUGGAUUUUUUGAGGAAUAUGUACAUUUUGGGACUUGACAAUAAAUUGUAAUUUUCUUCUGAU